Molecule: messenger RNA, 8008 nt
Organism: Phyllopteryx taeniolatus (common seadragon)
Lineage: Eukaryota; Metazoa; Chordata; Actinopteri; Syngnathiformes; Syngnathidae
Gene: chrm3a
Product: cholinergic receptor, muscarinic 3a
Exons: 5
Coding region: 3793-5733 (646 amino acids)
Biological process (GO): chemical synaptic transmission; regulation of vascular associated smooth muscle contraction; positive regulation of smooth muscle contraction
Cellular component (GO): dendrite; synapse; plasma membrane
Molecular function (GO): G protein-coupled acetylcholine receptor activity; G protein-coupled serotonin receptor activity
Source: RefSeq, a predicted model, not a curated record
AACACAUACACGUUAGUGGAGCAUUUCUGGUUAUCGGUGUCUUGCUCAAGGACACCACAGCUGUGAGUCUGGGGGAUGUUGGCGGAUGGUCCAGUCGGGGUCUUGAACCUAGGUCCCCCACGGUGGCAGGUGAUGAUCUUAAUCAUUGGGCCACGGCUGCCCAAUGACUCUGAAUUGUCCAUAGGUGUGAAUGUAUAUUUAUCGAUAUUUGCCCUGCGAUUGGCUGGCGACCAGUGCAAGGACGUACCAUAUGUUUGGCUCAAAAUCAGCUGGGUUAGGCUCCAUCUCACCCGCGACCCUAAUAAGGUGAAGUGCUAUAGAAAAUGGUUGGAUCAUUUUCACACAUCUCUCCUCACCGCUUUCAUCUCUGGUGCUUAUUUCUUUCUUCCCCCCCCAAAAAAAAGUAAACAUCUGCAUACCCAUGGCAGAGCUCAGCCAAUAAUUUGCUCUAAAGGCAAAAAGGAUGAGCCACCUUGACUUUUGGCCUGGGCCGUCACGCAGUGCAUAGAAGGCCUCUAAACUCUCAAAGGAUGCUCCUUGUAUGCGUGAUCCACUCUUCCACUCUUGUUUUUUCGCGUUGUUUUCUGUCACUGUCAUUGCUUAUCACGUGCGCACACUCGCGCCCCGAGAGUACGCCCAGUCGAGGUUUUGUUGACAGCGGAUUGCCACUUUUGAGGCGGGCAUGAUACAAAUGCACCACUCACUGGCAUGCCAAAUUUGGGGGGGGGGGGCACUAAUUAUUCUGCCUCUAGAAGGAAAACGCCAUGGAGGGCUGCAGAAAAGCUCUUAUCCAUCCCUUUUUGUCUGUUUGUAUCUGAGUUUGUGUGCUUAUCGGUGAUUGUGUGUCUGAAUGUGUUUGUGAGGAUGUGUGUUUGUGUGUCCGUUUUUAUCGUGGUGUGUGUUGGAGUUUGUGUGUAUGGGUGUGUGUGCAUAUUUUUGUGCUUAUAUAUGUGUGUGGCUGUGUAUGUUUGCAUGUGUUAAUGUGUGUUCUUUUUGUGUGUAUAUGCAUUAAUGAUUAUUCUUGUUUCUUUCGUGUGUGUGCUUGUUUGCGUGUGUGUUGUGCAUGUGAUUGUGUUUGUUUGUGCAUUAUGUGUCUUUAGUUGUUUGUGGUUGUGUUUUUGUUUGCGCGUAGUGUGUGUGUGUGUUUGUUUUGUGUCUGUGUGUUUGUGCUGGAUUGUAUGUUUGUUUGUGAGUGGGUGUUUUAUUGUGCAUAUUUUGUAUGUCUUUGUGUUUGUGUGUGUGCAGAUGUCUGUUUUUAUGUGUCUGGGUGUGUAUUUGCUUACAUGUUUGUUUCUGCCUGUUUGUUAGUGUGUUUUGAAUGUGUCUCUUUGUGCGUGUGUGUUUGUUUGAUUAUGUACAUUUGCUUGUUUUUACUUGUGUGUUGUGUUUGGGUGUGUGUGUUGGUGCUUGUUUGUGUAUUUGCAUUUGUCUUUGGUUGUGUGUUUGAGUGUGUGUGUGUGUGUGUGGGUGUUUGUUUGUGCGCACGCAGCUAAUGGCUGCCAACAAAAAGGAUUUAUUUGGUGUGCCCCUGUUUGACUUUGAUGAUCACGCAUGUCUCGCGCGGCACUUACAGACAAAGAGAGCACACUAGAUAAUUGCACGCCUGUUGGUUGGAUCAAAAGUCACGAUCCAUACCUCUGGUUAUGUUUAUUAAUUAGCUAAUGCCUCCAUCGUCAUCAUCAUCAUUAAAAACUCUGGCUAAUCUGGCCUUUGUUCCGACAUGCUGACUUGCGGCAGAUGGUCCAGUGGAGGAAGGAGCGAGCCUGACUGUCCUGGUGCUCCUCAGUGGGCUUGUGCAGCUGCUCUGAUUUUUAUCUGAAUUAAUGAAGAGGAAUUUGACAUCUUGCGGAGGUUCUAAAGUGGUUUGAUGGGAUCGGCUGAGAUGGAAAUUACAUUUGGAUGCUGAGAGAUGUUUUGAUGGACUGAAAUAGCAAAGACCUGAGGACUGAAGUGUUCCUUUGCAUUCAUUUGUUCCUUUAGCAACACAUGUACAGUAAACCCCAGCAAGCCUGACACUAAUAGCAAAAAUCCUUGAGUAAUUAUCAGAUUUUAUUUUUUUUAUAACUGCCUCUAUCAAUAGUGUCAACACUAAACAUGGCCCAAACUAUGAGCCCAAAACACUCAAAAUUCAAUUUCAAACCCAAGGAUGCUGUUGUGUAGGCCACCACUUUGCAACUUGUAAAAAUACCAAUUGAUACUUCCCUAUUAUUAUAAUAUUUUUGACUCAUAAAUAAUGUUUCCGCGUCGUGCCGCAAAUGAUGAAAAUCGCCCACCCCCAUAAGUUUUCUAAUUAACUAUAGAUUGCAGAAGAUGGUGACAAAGUACUACUUUUCUAUUAGACAAGGCUAUGGCCUGACUAAAUGAAGCGCCUCCCCUCACUUCAACAUAGUUCCUUGCCACCAAGAUGGCAUCAAAGCAAGCCAUCAUGCUGCUGUCCGCUGCCAACGCUAGCUUCCCCUCCGCUAACACGAAACCUUCGAUGAAACCGAAACGAAAGAGCACAAAAGUAGUUUUUCACGGAUGAAUCGUUAGCUUCUCAUGUACAUUGUAUCUUGGGAUUGCUCUGAUAUGCUGGGAUGCGUUUCUUUCUUUGGUGCUUCGGCUCGGCAUUCACCUGAGUAAUUUCCAAGGCGUUGUUCCUUUCCCACGUUAAGAGACGCAUGGAUCGACUUCAGCCUUGCGUCAGCCAUCCAUUCACGCGGCGGAACGCUUCCUUUACCAUCAAGUCCCUUUUGAUUAUGGUUGCUCUUACCGACACAAUGCGGCUUCUCCUCUCACCACAGGUUAUUGGCCUCUGUGUGAGUACUGCCUGAUUGCUUUCACAAUGGUUUCCCCGUACCUGGAGCUCAAAAUAGAACCAUUCGAUGUCCUUCAGGUGUCAAGCAGACCAAAACUUAUUCCCAAGUUUCCACUUUAUUUCCUGGUUAUCUGAUAUUCUGUUGACACUCUCGAGAUCGGGGAGUCGGGCGCAGGAGGGCGAGGAGGAGAGAUGCCGUCAAGUCAUACCCGGUGGUCGCUACUGGUGUUGCCACAGCCGCCCUGGAGCAGUCUGACAGAAGCGUGGCUGCCAUUCUGCGGCUACGGCCCCUCCGACCGCCACCAAACAUCCGACCGCAUUCGUUUGUAGGCGAUGUGGGUGAAGGGUCUUUUGCCCAGGGACGCGACCGGCGCCGCCGCGGUUGCAGGGCAUAUUCUUAUCCUCUGUGCUACGCUGCCCUACAAACUAACUAUUGAGGAAAAAGCCAGAUGUUCCUAAUGUUAUGUCCAGUACCUAAUCGGUUAGUCUUUUCCCUGCCAAUAAAAUGACAUCACUUCACAUUCGCCCCAAUUGGACGUUUGGAAGGACUCUUAUUUAAAAUGUUGUCAAUGAAGCACCACGCAGGGGACUAUUUAUCCGAGGGAGGAGUCACCUGCCGACGCGUCACCGCCUUUCUGACCAAUCCCGGCGCGCCUCAUCUGCGUGCGCGCGUGCGUCUUUUGGACAUCCCUCCUUGCGUCUCCACACGCGCGGCUGCGAGAUUCGCCAGAAGGUGUCCAGCCUGCUCCUCCUGAUCCCUCCGAACUUGGACCGCGGCUCCCUGCCGAAUUUAACCCGGCUUGAUCUGUUUUGGAUUGUCGCUCCUGUCCUGUUUUGUGCGCAUUAGCCAAUGCUUUAAAGACGCCAUGAUUCACGGCGAGAGGGAUCAUCUUGCUCCCCCAGCAGACAACAGUGACACCGAAAGGCAUCCGGCUGAAAGGUGACCUCCAGACACUUCACCUCCCCAAAAUGUUUGAAUAUGCCAGGACAUAACAAUGACCUCCAACAGCACAGACUCUUCUGGUCUCUUCCUGAUUUCCAACACCUUCCCAGCAGCAGGAGCAGCAAUAGGAUUGUCCUCACAAUCCAAUUCUCUCCACCAAGCAGGGACAGGACCCUGGUUGGUUUUUCACGUGACUACCCCAGGUGCCAAUUCCUCUUCUGUGAAUUCCCUUUUCAACUCCACCCAAUCACCAGAUGGGAACUGGACAUCAGCCCCGGAUCCCUUGGGUGGGCACACCGUGUGGCAGGUGGUCCUCAUUGUCCUGCUGACAGGAACGCUCUCGCUGGUCACCAUCAUCGGGAACAUCCUGGUGGUGGUGUCCUUCAAGGUCAAUCGGCAGCUAAAGACGGUCAACAACUACUUCCUGCUGAGUCUGGCGGUUGCUGACCUCAUCAUUGGGGUCAUCUCCAUGAACCUUUACACAGCCUAUCUCGUAAUGGAUUACUGGGCCUUAGGGAACUGGGCCUGCGACCUGUGGCUGGCUAUUGACUAUGUCGCCAGCAACGCUUCAGUUAUGAACCUACUGGUCAUCAGCUUUGACCGCUACUUUUCAGUUACCAGGCCUCUGACUUACCGGGCCAAACGGACAACAAAGCGAGCCGGGAUCAUGAUCGGCCUGGCCUGGUUUGUUUCUCUGGUUCUAUGGGCCCCGGCCAUCCUUCUGUGGCAGUACUUUGAGGGUCAAAGGACAGUGCCUCCAAAUAAGUGCUACAUUCAGUUCCUCCAGCAGCCCACUAUAACCUUCUGCACAGCCAUGGCAGCUUUCUACCUACCGGUAACCAUCAUGAGUGUGCUCUACUGGCGGAUUUACAAGGAGACUGAGAACCGCUCAAAAGAGUUAGCGGGACUGCAGGGUUCAGGGGCUCGUGGCGGCGGUGGGAUAGCGGCAAGAAACAGCAAUGGUGAUAGAGCCCGUUUUGUGCGUCAAACUGGGAGUUCCAGAAGUUGCAACAGCUACGAGCUGACUAGGUUGUCCCAAAGAAAGAGCGUGUGUCGGGAGCUGGUCAGUCGCCUGCACUGCUGGCCAGGUGUACGAUCCUGGAGGCCCGGUAGUAUCCGGCAAGGAGAAAAGGAUCCGGACCAAAGCAGCAGUGAUAGCUGGAACAAUAAUGAUAAUGCGGUUUCGCUGGACCAGUCGGGCUCAUCAGAUGAUGAAGACUGCGGGGGAAGAGACAGCCACACUAUUUUCUCUAUCGUUCUCAGCCUGCCUGGUUUAAAGGCAGCUGUCAACUCUCAGCUCACUUCCUGCGAGGACCUGGAUGAAGCCUCAGAACAGGACCCACUGAGGGGAGCGGAAUAUAACAGAGAAGGCCUCGCCAUGGUCGCAACCAACACCAGCGCGGCUACCAGUCCCGAUGGGGCAAAUAAUACGGAAAACAGCUACCACCAACGCUUAUGUUCCCGUAAAAUCCAGUCCAUGUCGACCAUCAGGUCUUUCUCCAACUCUGGGUCUCUGGAUGAUACGACGGCCGCGGCCCCUGACUCUACCACCACCAGCACAGCCACCAAAUCCUCCACUGUCCCGAUGUCCUUCAAAGAGGCAGCUCUCGCCAAGAGUUUUGCGGCCCGAGCUCGGACUCAGAUCAGCAAGAGAAAGCGCAUGUCUUUAGUGAAAGAGAAGAAGGCCGCUCAGACUCUCAGCGCCAUUCUCUUUGCAUUCAUCAUCACAUGGACGCCAUACAACAUUAUGGUCCUGAUCAAUGCCUUCUGCAAAGCCUCCAUUCCGAACACCCUGUGGGCCGUGGGCUACUGGCUAUGCUACGUCAACAGCACCGUCAACCCCAUGUGCUACGCCCUGUGCAACAAGACAUUCCGUACAACCUUUAAGAUGAUACUGCUGUGUCGCUGGGACCAGAAAAAACGGAGGAAGCUGCAGUUCCAGCAAAGGCAGUCAGUGGUCUUCCACAGGAGGAUUCCCAGAGAGUCCACGUAAAGGACAAGAGAGUGGGUUGAUGAUGUAAUGAAAAAUAAAAACAUCCACAGUCUUCUUUCGGGAGUUAGUCUGAGGCACCAUAGCAAACAUUUGCGGUGGUUUCGAUGUAUGUCCCUGUGCCCAUGUGCAUGCAAGAAGGGCUGUGCAAGGUGGGAUCCAGAGACGCAAGACUAUCUUGCCUUGAAGAACUCUACCAUUUCAUGCAGGUUUAUAAUGAGAACCGAGCGGGAUUUGCUAGAAAAAGAGCUUUAAACAGAACACAACGUUUUGUUUUGGGUUGGAGUAUUUAAGUGCAAUUGAAGGGUAAAAGGACAGCUUUGUCACACGGUUAGGGCUUGACAGUUCUUAUCGUUUUCUCUUUGUCGGUAGCUAGAUUUGUAACGUACAAACUCGAGUGCUUUCGCCUUUGUAAACAAACCAAACUUUGCAUCUGUAAUUUAUCACCAAAAGCCAAGACUCUCUGUACAAUACUCUGUGUUGUGUUCACUGGGCCUUUUUGACCGGCAUGUUUUUCUUUUGUUAUUUUUUUGUAUCAGACCUUCUGUGUAUUGCCUUCCUACAUAGAUAUAACGUGUUAGAUGGGAUAUAAAAUAUUCUUUGUGUCCAACAGAGAGCUUUUAUUUUUGUGCUACUCAUCUUGAACUUUUGAGCCAGUCUUCAAAUGACUCUUCUUCUAUGAGUAUUCCAUGUGGCACCACAGUCAGUGAACUGCUGUUGUGUUCAAUGUGAUUGUUGUGGUUUUUAAAACAACGGAGACAACAAGUACAUCCGGUUGUGUUCAUUUACUUGACGUCAUUGUGAUGAUGAUAAUGGUUCUAUUGAUGUAUUUUUGCAGCUUUCCCACACAGAAAUACAUCGAUUUUCUUUGACAAGGCCUUGCUUGAACUUUCUACUGUAAUGCUUUUGUCAGAAUACAGUGCAGUUGUUUUUGCUUACCUGUGGAGCCAGGGCGGACUCUAGUGGUGUGUGGAGGACCCAAUGUGCUCGCUGCCAAUUUAGCUUUUCUGUCGUGUCGUAUCAUUCACAAUCCCAGUCGACCUUGAGAAAAGAAAGUUUAAUAAAACAAAGGGAACUUUUAUUCAGAUUUUUUUUUUGUUUCUGUUAAUGAUUAUAAUUUACCACCCCCACUGGAUGGUACCUUGUAUACUGUUUUAGUAAUAUUUUAUUUAUAAGUAAUUGAUUUGAAUCCACAUUAUCAGAAACUCGUGGAAUCUAUUGGUUUGACUCUGUAUAAAGUGUGGAAUAAUAAAUAAAUAAAUGGUCCAGGGACCACAAACAAUUACACACAAAUUCCAAACAUAAGUAGAUGCUUGGACCGGUUACCAGUCAAUGUCAGGGCACAUGCAUACUAACAACCAUUCACACCCAUAGAAGAUUUUGUCUCCAAUGAACCAAAUAUGCAUAUUUUUUACAUGUGGGAGGAAGCCUGACUACAUUGAGAAAGCUCACACAAAUACAGUGAGGACAUGCAAACUUCACACAGGAAGGCCAGAGCUGGGAUUCAAACCCCUUACCUCAGAGCUGUGAAGCAGAUGCGCUAACAAAUAUACCACUGUGCUGUCUUACAUACGUGUUUGAUCCAUUUUGUUUGGGUAAUUGAGGAAAGAAAAAUGUACAUUUGUUGGUAUAGUUCGCACAGUGUACUUGGGGUUAGCACGUCCGCCUCAAAGUUCUAAUGUUCUGGGUUUGAAUCUCGGCUCCAGCCUUCCUACGUGGAAUUUGUUCUCCUAGUGCCUGAGUGGGUUUUCUCUGGGUACCUCCCACAUUCCCAACACAGUAAUCUUAGGCUAUUUGAAGACUGAAUUGUCCUAUAGUAGUGACUGUGUGUUCGAAUGUUUGGUUUUGUCUUUACGUGCCCUGAGAUUGACUGGUGGCCAGUCAGGGGUGCAUCUCACCUCUUGUCACCUCAGUCAGCGAGAUUGGAAAUUAGAUGGACGUAUUUGUUGGUACAAACAGGGAAUGUGACGUCAUGAUUGACAGCUGCUAUUGUUUUAUCCAUCUUUAUGUACAGUGUAUGCUUGUCACAAUGAAUAUUGCAUAGAGGCAUUGACAGACAGCUGCCAUUCUACUUUUAUGUGCUGUGUACAAAAAAAAAAAAGUUGUUCUUUCAACACUCGGUAUUUGAUAUGCAUCCAACACAGACUUUUUACAUCAGUGCGGAACGUUUGUUCUCAAAUAUCGGGAAUGUAAACAUGGUGAUCGCAAAUGUCUUUUUGUUACGUUUCAAAUAUGCCAAUCAUACUCAUCUUUUAAGUCAAUAAACAGUCCAAAAUGA